This is a messenger RNA of Sphenostylis stenocarpa, 282 nucleotides long. Lineage: Eukaryota; Viridiplantae; Streptophyta; Magnoliopsida; Fabales; Fabaceae. The record is from the annotation of a GenBank genome assembly.
AUGCGUGUUCGUGUUGUUGACUUGAACGGGUGCAAUGGUAGUGCACAUGAAGCUCCCGUGAGGAGUGGUGCAUGGAAUUCAAAGGAGGCUGCCACGUGUUACGUUCUGAGCUGGCCAUACAAAAGCAUGAAAACGUGGGGUCAACAUAUCACGUACUAUGGCCACGUUGUUGGGAUACUUCUCAUAUCCGCCAAAAGACACCAAAAAGGGAUCCGCAAGAUCUUAUUCGCAUGGGUGGAAGAAAAAAAUUCCACAGAAUGUACAAUAGCUGAAGCAGUAUAA